UUCCACUAGAACAGACAGCAUUACCUGUGGGAGGCAUAACAUAAAAGGUGUACCUUACGAGUCUAGCUUCUAUUUAGUACACCGGAUAUGUCAGAAAUUGAAAGUGUAUAUUUUUUGGUCUCCGUGCUUUCCUUUCUUGUGGCCUCUUCUGCGAAUAUUUGGCAGACGGGCAGCACAGUGUCUAGUGGUAAUUGGUAUAAUCAAGAGCUCCAGCGAAUCCAACAAGUCCCACCUCCUCAAGUAACUGCACAUAAAAUAGAGCGAUACUUUCUUGGGAGACCAGCAAGAACAAGAAGAGAUUCUUUAUACGAUGUUGCAAUGAAUUCCUGGUCACCAAUCGAUCAUCUUCGAGAGAACAAGGGCCUAAAGAAUGAACAAACGAGGUCUACAGGAGCUGGAAGAGUCAGUAAAAGAAGCUCCUUUGACGAGGAAUUCUACGAUGUCGCUUACAUCAUCGACUCCUCUGGGUCCAUCAAAGAAAGUGAAUUUCAAAACGGUUUGAAAGCGUUACAAAUUCUUGUCACCCGAGCGAAGCCGUCAACGUUAUACGCCGCUAUUAAUUAUUCUGAAGAAGGGCAUAUCCAUUUUGACUUCCAACCACCUUACAAAGCAAUCGAACUUCUGGAAACUACAAAACACUACGGGUUUAGAACUAACACCCAGGAUGCCCUGAAGAAAUGCCGCGAGGUUUUGUUCCUUAACAAGACGUCUGGUGUUCGAGGGGGAAGUCUAAAGAGAGUCCUGGUAGUCACUGACGGGAGGUCUAACUUGAAUAAAGAGACUACACUCUAUGAAGCCCUGGAGCUUAAAGUUCUUGGGAUUGAAGUGUUUGUUGUGGCUGUAGGGAAGUACGUUAAUGGUAUUGAGGAGUUGAUUGGGAUUGCAACGACAAGAGAAAGGCAUUUGUUUCGUGUAGAUUCGCUUGGUGGGUUCAUUGAAGUCGUACAACUAAUACCACCCUGGCCACCAGCUAUCAGAUCGAAUGCCUUAGACUAACCAUGAACUCACGUAAUGGAGCGUACUGUAGAGCAGUUUUCGUAUGACUGUGAAAAGCUCAGUGCCGCAUGCGUGCCUUGYCGUGACCGUGAUGGUUUCUAGAAUUUUGAUUGGCUGAUUUAUUUCUAGCGCAAUGUCAUUGGUCUGACAGUGCCGUGACCUUGGCGUGACCGUAUCUGCCCCGGUUUUAUGCCGUGUUCCGGGUAUUUGAUUGGAUCGAGAGUAAAUUUUCGAGCAGUGUGAUUGGUCUGGCGUAUCCCUUGCCGUGUUACGACCGUGUUCGUGCCUUGAGGUUUUCACAGUCAUACGAAAACUGCUCUAUCAACAAACUUAGUACACGGUAUCGCGAUGUCAUAAGGAUUUCGCAUUAGGCCAAUCAAUCUAAUCAUCUCUAAUACACCAUCUUAUCAUACUCUUGCACUUCCGUAGUCCUUCGAGGUGCUUCUAAAAUCACCGGUGACGUUCUUAGGAUGCCAUUGACACUAAACUCGAACAGUUGUGUUGCAAAAUUUCAAGUAUUCAUUAUCUUUUGCGCGGCAUUUUCGAGUGCAUUUUAAGGAAGCAAUUUACUUGGCCUAUUUUGUGUUGCUUUAUUUUCUAACGAGAACAAUGUUAUCUUUAUAUGCCACUGCAACGCGAGAAAUUAAAGCAUGCGUCAAUAAUCGUUAAUUUAGAGCUGUUUUCAUGGCUGUGCAAUCUCCGCAAUUACUAAACGCAAAGGAUAUAUUUUACUUCUAAAGGUUUACUAGUCAGAACACUGUGAAUUUGAUGAAGUAACCCACGAAAAUACGCGGCGCGUCAGGGGUGGUCAGUAUCGUAGAAACAUGAAAACGCUAAAAUGUUGCACGAUUGAAAUCAUCCUCGUGACGAAGUGAAGACAUAGAAAACGCGCGCGUGUGCUGUGUGCAGUUAUAAAGCACGCGGUGAUUUACAAAACACUUGAGAAGUGUUUGGGAAAGCACGACGCAUAGCGGAGUGCUUUUCGACACUUUUCUAGUGUUCAGCCAAUCCCCCAAGUGCUUUAUAACUCCACACAGCACAGCACAGCAAGUUUUUUAUUUCUUUCAUAAAAUACGAACUACAAUAACCGUUACUUUGGAAAGGAAUGACGCAACUGAAUGUGCUCGCGCGUGUUGUAUACGCUCCCAACAAAUCAGAACGCGACAUUUAUACAGUUAUUUUAUCAUUAGUCUUAGUGGACGUCGACCAAGGCGUUUCCAUGACAUUCCAUGCCUAUUAACAACGUCAUAGAAGCACAUCGAUU
This is a messenger RNA of Actinia tenebrosa (Australian red waratah sea anemone), 2260 nucleotides long. RefSeq names its product integrin alpha-D-like. The record is from RefSeq and is a predicted model, not a curated record. NCBI's taxonomy places the organism in Eukaryota, Metazoa, Cnidaria, Anthozoa, Actiniaria, Actiniidae.